AUGAUGGGACAGCCAGACGGGCAAUGGGCCGACAAAAAUAUGAAUAUUACGAUAAUGAAAGAUGGACAGAUUACUACGCAAGCGGACCACUCCAACGUAGAUGCAAUUGUCGUCCUUGACGCAGGAAAUAUAUCCGGUCGUAAAAUUCGGCAUCAUGUCUGGACACCAAAUGAUAAUGUCGAUUUUGAAAAACCCACCCUCAUCGAUUUCGCCUUGGACAAAACUGUCGAAAAAGCCAUAGAAGAAGCCGAAAAUAAUUUCUACAAGCAUCUAGCGAUGCAGAUCGCCUUUAGGAAGGUUCAUGGAAACUACGCCCCAAUUUACGAAACCGCCAGCACGCGAAAAUUCUACCUUGGCAGAACGGAAACGAUAAAAAGUCGUACGCCCGGGGCUGUGGCUUUUACUAAUGCGCUAUUGGAGAGUAAACCGCUGGCCUACGACGCCCAUAACAAAUUGAUGGCCGAGGCGAUGGAGGGAAUGGGAUGUGACCGCCACCUUUAUGGACUUCGAAAAACGCUUGAAAGCAUGAACAAGGGUUCUUGCAGCUCGAAAAGAGCCGAACCAAGGGAUAGUUCCAUGAUAAGUAUUUCAGAAGUUAUCGAGUCCUCCGGUGAGCUCCGGACCCUUGCGAAUGCUUCAAAUCUAAGCCUUACGGUAGAUACGGCAUUAAAGCCAAACGCAACACACAAGCCCGGCUUCAAACUGUUCUACAAGCUUGACGGGAUGAGGAGAGCUGCUGUGCAAUGUAAUAUGCUAAAAGUCCGACCGGUCGGAGGGCCAAUGUCCAAACUGAUCGUUAUUGAUCCGCGUCUAUUUUUCGACAUCCCGUAUCGAGCCUUUUCUUUGACGCAUCGCUGGCAAGACGAGGGCGGUUUUGAAUGGGAAAAGAAUGAGGGCGACACGGACGACUACAAAAUGUGGAUCACCGUCCGCCCCUACUACUCUUUGAAGACC
This is a messenger RNA of Mesorhabditis spiculigera, 954 nucleotides long. NCBI's taxonomy places the organism in Eukaryota, Metazoa, Nematoda, Chromadorea, Rhabditida, Rhabditidae. The record is from the annotation of a GenBank genome assembly.